AUUUUCUGGGCAAUAAGAAAAGCCCGAAAGCUUUUUCUUUCUUAUCAUAUCAUCGUCUACCCACAGAAAGGAAGGAAGAAAGAAAGACCGAUAUUUUCCCAUCUGAAUAUAAAACCGCUGAUUUGCUCCGCGACUUCAUUUGGUUUCGGUUUCUCUUUUCUCUGUGAAAUUCUAAGGUGCUCUAAUGGCGGAACCAGUGGUGGUAGAUGCUGCGUACCUCAAGGAGAUAGAGAAAGCUCGUCGAGACCUUCGCGCUUUAAUCUCCAGCAAGAACUGUGCUCCUAUCAUGCUUCGCUUGGCGUGGCAUGAUGCUGGAACUUAUGAUGUUAAUACGAAGACUGGAGGCCCUAAUGGCUCGAUUAGGAAUGAGCAUGAGUUGAGCCAUGGCGCAAAUAAUGGCUUGAAGAUUGCAAUUAAUUUUUGUGAGGAAGUGAAGGCCAAACAUCCAAAGAUUACGUAUGCUGAUCUCUACCAGCUUGCUGGAGUUGUUGCAGUUGAGGUCACUGGAGGCCCUACUAUUGACUUUGUUCCCGGAAGAAAGGAUUCGCUGGAGUCUCCUGAAGAAGGACGCCUUCCGGAUGCUAAACAAGGCGUUCCCCACCUAAAAGACAUCUUUUAUCGCAUGGGUCUAUCUGACAAGGAAAUUGUGGCCCUUUCUGGAGGCCACACAUUGGGCAAGGCGCAUGCAGAUCGAUCAGGCUUUGACGGUCCUUGGACAAGAGAGCCCUUGAAGUUCGACAAUUCGUACUUUGUGGAGCUACUGAAAGGAGAAUCAGAGGGACUGUUGAAGCUUCCCACAGACAAUGCAUUACUGGAGGAUUCCGCAUUCCGUAGCUACGUUGAGCUAUACGCCAAGGAUGAGGAUGCAUUCUUCAAAGAUUACGCAGAAUCGCACAAAAAACUAUCGGAGCUAGGCUUCACUCCACCCUCCGCUGGCCUCAAGGAAGCUGUAAGAAGCAGCGCAAUAUUGGCGCAAAGUGCUGUUGGAGUUGCUGUGGCUGCAGCUGUGGGGAUCCUGAGUUACUUCUAUGAAGUUCAUAGGAAAGCCAAGUGAUCAUCAACCGGACUCGUCAAGUAUUAUUAGAAACAUUCAGUAAAAGCAAAAAAAAAAAAGAAAAAAAGAAAAAGAAAAAAACAUGUUUCAUGGACCAAUCAAAUAAGUCCUUUUCUUUAUUCUUGUUGUAUUCUUCAUUGGACUUGUACCACAAGAAGUUACUUAACAUGACACGUAAAAAAGAUGCAUUUGUAGCUUUCGUUCUGAAUUUGGAAUAAAACGACGAGGUCAGUGAACAUACAAAAUGCAAAUUCUCAA
Molecule: messenger RNA, 1312 nt
Organism: Morus notabilis
Lineage: Eukaryota; Viridiplantae; Streptophyta; Magnoliopsida; Rosales; Moraceae
Product: L-ascorbate peroxidase 3
Exons: 9
Coding region: 185-1054 (289 amino acids)
Biological process (GO): hydrogen peroxide catabolic process; cellular response to oxidative stress; response to reactive oxygen species
Molecular function (GO): heme binding; peroxidase activity
Source: RefSeq, a predicted model, not a curated record